UGUCUCCAAGAUGGCGGCCGUGUCAGUUUGGGGCAUCUCCGCGGUCCGGCGCGGGGGCCUGGUAUCCCGGCUCUCUUCCCCCGCGGCAUAAGAUAAACAUUCUUCUGCUGGGAAUGACAUGUUCUUGAAUUUUUACAACUUUAUGAAGAGACCCAUAUGUGGUGCUAUUGAGAAAUUUAUUGGGAAGUUUGAAGACAUUUCAAAUAACUUGGUGGUUGUGGUUUCUAAAGUAAAGUGGGGAGGCAUCUAUUUUGUGAAAGGAGGAAGAACUUAGGCCAGAAAACUUGUAUGCUAUGGUUAACUGGUUCUCAGCCUCCGAGAAUGUUGUUUUCCAUGGUGUAAAACUUACUCAGCAUCAGGAUAAGGGAUAACGACUCUAUGGAUAUACGAAUCCUUCACCAUGGUAAAACUCGCUAACCCGCUGUAUACGGAAUGGAUUUUGGAGGCCAUCAAAAAAGUGAAGAAGCAGAAACAGCGUCCUUCAGAAGAAAGGAUAUGCAAUGCAGUGUCUUCAUCCCAUGGCUUGGAUCGUAAAACUGUUUUAGAACAAUUGGAGUUGAGUGUUAAAGAUGGAACAAUUUUAAAAGUUUCAAAUAAAGGUCUCAAUUCCUAUAAAGAUCCUGAUAAUCCUGGUCGAAUAGCACUUCCUAAACCUCGAAACCAUGGAAAAUUGGAUAAUAAACAAAAUGUAGAUUGGAAUAAACUGAUCAAACGGGCAGUUGAUGGCUUGGCAGAAUCUGGUGGCUCAACUUUGAAAAGCAUUGAACGUUUUUUGAAAGGUCAGAAGGAUGUGUCUGCAUUAUUUGGAGGCAGUGCUGCCUCUGGCUUUCACCAGCAGUUACGAUUGGCUAUUAAACGUGCCAUUGGCCAUGGCAGACUCCUUAAAGAUGGACCUCUUUAUCGGCUCAACACUAAAGCAACCAAUGUGGAUGGGAAAGAGAGUUGUGAGUCUCUUUCCUCUUUACCUCCAGUGUCACUCCUUCCACAUGAAAAGGAUAAGCCGGUUGCUGAACCAAUCCCCAUCUGUAGUUUCUGUCUUGGUACAAAAGAACAAAAUCGAGAAAAGAAGCCAGAGGAACUCAUCUCCUGUGCCGACUGUGGAAACAGUGGUCAUCCAUCCUGUUUAAAGUUUUCCCCAGAACUAACGGUUAGAGUGAAGGCUUUACGGUGGCAAUGCAUCGAGUGUAAAACUUGCAGCUCCUGUCGAGAUCAAGGCAAAAAUGCAGAUAACAUGCUGUUUUGUGAUUCCUGUGACCGAGGUUUUCACAUGGAGUGUUGUGACCCACCACUCACCCGGAUGCCAAAAGGCAUGUGGAUAUGUCAAAUAUGUCGACCUAGGAAAAAAGGACGAAAACUUCUACAAAAGAAGGCGGCACAGAUAAAACGGCGCUAUGCUAAUCCAAUAGGACGUCCAAAAAACAGGUUAAAGAAACAAAACACGGUAUCAAAAAGUCCCUUCAGCAAAGUUCGAACUGGCCCUGGAAGGGGUCGGAAACGUAAAAUCACUAUCUCCAGCCAAUCAGCAUCAUCAUCUGAAGAAGGAUAUUUAGAGCGAAUAGAUGGCUUGGACUUCUGCAGAGAUAGCAGUGUCUCCUUGAAGUUCAACAAGAAAACCAAAGGGCUCAUUGAUGGCCUUACCAAAUUCUUCACCCCUUCCCCUGAUGGGCGGAAACCUCGAGGGGAAGUGGUAGACUACUCUGAGCAAUACAGAAUCAGGAAAAAGGGCAACAGAAAAUCAAGCACUUCAGAUUGGCCCACAGACAAUCAGGAUGGCUGGGAUGGCAAACAAGAAAGUGAGGAACGGCUUUUUGGGAGCCAGGAAAUCAUGACUGAGAAAGAUAUGGAGUUAUUUCGUGAUAUCCAAGAACAAGCACUGCAGGUAAAAUUGGAUAUUGUAGACCCAUUAGGAUAUGCCAUUGAAUUGAAUGGUUAUGAAAACAAGGAGUCAAGGAUGAUGCCAGAGCACAGGUGGAGGAGGAAGUUGCCAUUUACUGAGAUGGAGGAGAAUACAGGAGGCCAGGUAGAUCUCAUUCUUUUAAAAUAUAAAGUCCUGCCUUUUUUGUUUAUUUUUCACAGGCUGCCGAAAUUGUAUCUUUGUGAAUUCUGUCUAAAAUAUAUGAAAAGUAGAACUAUUCUACAGCAGCACAUGAAGAAAUGUGGUUGGUUCCAUCCUCCAGCCAAUGAGAUUUACAGAAAGAAUAACAUAUCUGUUUUUGAGGUUGAUGGGAAUGUGAGUACCAUUUAUUGUCAGAACCUGUGUCUCUUGGCAAAGUUGUUUCUUGACCACAAAACACUCUAUUAUGACGUGGAGCCAUUUCUUUUUUAUGUACUAACACAGAACGAUGUCAAGGGCUGCCACCUUGUUGGCUACUUUUCUAAGGAAAAGCACUGCCAACAGAAAUACAACGUUUCCUGUAUAAUGAUUCUUCCCCAAUACCAGCGUAAGGGCUAUGGCAGGUUUCUCAUCGAUUUCAGUUAUUUGUUAUCAAAGCGUGAAGGCCAAGCAGGGUCUCCAGAGAAACCAUUAUCCGAUCUAGGUCGUCUUUCUUACAUGGCUUAUUGGAAAAGUGUAAUAUUGGAGUGCCUUUAUCACCAAAAUGACAAGCAAAUCAGCAUUAAAAAGUUGAGUAAAUUGACUGGAAUCUGCCCUCAAGACAUUACUUCCACACUCCACCACCUAAGAAUGCUGGACUUUCGUAGUGACCAAUUUGUGAUUAUCCGCCGGGAAAAACUUAUUCAGGAUCAUAUGGCGAAACUUCAGCUGAAUUUGCGACCUGUAGAUGUAGAUCCAGAGUGUUUGCGCUGGACUCCUGUCAUAGUCUCCAAUUCUGUUGUCUCAGAGGAGGAAGAAGAGGAGGCUGAGGAAGGAGAAAACGAAGAGCCGCAGUGCCAGGAAAGAGAACUAGAGACAAGUGUGGGAAAGUCUACAUCUCGGGAAAACAAAGAACAAAAUUCUUAUUCUUCAAUAGAAAGUGAAAAGAAACCAGAAGUUAUAGCACCAGCUAGUUCUACACGUUUGAACAAACAGGUUCUUCCCCGUGAUAGUCUUCCUGCAAAUAAUCAGCCAUCUCGGAGAGGCCGCUGGGGGAGGAAGAACAGAAAAACCCAGGAACGUUUUGGUGAUAAAGAUUCUAAACUGCUCUUGGAAGAGACAUCAGCUCCUCAGGAACAAUAUGGAGAAUGUGAGGAAAAAUCAGAAACCUCCCAAGAGCAAUACACUGAAAGUGAGGAGCAGUUGGCAGCCUGUCAGGAGCAGCCAAGCCAGGAUGGGAAGCCAGACAUUCCCAAAAGAAGACUGAGUGAGGGGGUUGACCUAUGGCGUGCACAGCUAAAGAAAAGCCCUGAGUCUCUGAAGUGUAGGCUACCAGAAGGCAAUGAUAGAUUGGCCCGUCGCUAUAGUGAUGGUGACAGGGCUCUCCUCAGGGGCUUCAGUGAGAGCAGCGAGGAGGAAGAGGAGCCCGAGAGUCCUCGAUCCACCUCACCACCAAUUCUUACAAAGCCCACAUUGAAGCGAAAGAAACCAAUUCUUCACCGAAGAAGGAGAGUCCGAAAGCGCAAACACCACAAUAGCAGUGUGGUCACAGAAACUAUUUCUGAGACUACAGAAGUAUUAGAUGAACCUUUUGAAGACUCUGACUCUGAGAGGCCGAUGCCAAGAUUAGAACCCACGUUUGAGAUUGAUGAAGAAGAAGAGGAAGAGGAUGAAAAUGAACUCUUCUCUAGAGGCUACUUCCGUCGUUUGUCCUCACAAGAUGUUCUCAGGUGUCGAUCUUCUUCUAAGAGGAAAUCUAAAGAUGAAGAUGAUGAUGACGAAGAAUCAGAUGAUGCUGAUGACACUCCUAUCCUAAAGCCAGUAUCUCUCUUGAGAAAAUGUGACGUGAAGGAUUCUCCACUUGAGCCAGAUACAUCCACACCUAUGAAAAAGAAAAAGGGAUGGCCCAAAGGCAAGAGCCGCAAACCAGUCCACUGGAAGAAAAGACCCGGUCGCAAACCGGGAUUCAAGUUGAAUCAGGAAAUCAUACCCAUUUCUACUCAAGAAUGCAUUGUUGAGCCCAUUGUCCCCAUUCCUAAAUCUGGACGUAAACCCAAAAUUCAAGACAAUGAAGAAACUGUUGAAUCAAAAGAAGACUUGCCUUUAACUGAAGAAAGGAAGGAAGAGGAGGAGAUGCACGUGGAAGCAGAAGAGGUUGAAGAGGGAGAAGAAGAAGAUACAGCCAGCAGUGAGGUUAGAGCAGCUUCUCCAGUGGACAGCAGCAGCAGUCCCGAGAUGGAAACGAAAGAGCCUGAGGGAGAGGAGGAAGAGGAGAAGCCCCGUGUCUCCGAAGAGCAGGAGCAGCCUGAGGACGAGCAGCAGGAACCGGGAGAGGAGGAGGCGGCCGUAGCGGCACGCCAGAAUGAAGACCAUGACGCAGAUGAUGAAGAUGACGGCCACCUGGCACCUGCCAAGAAGAAGGAGCUAGAGGAGCCGCCCCUUAGAGAUGAUGUCAAGGAGGAGCCUGGUGGCCCAGAGGCUUUUUUAGAUACGAGUAUGCAGAACAGUCGGGAGAAUAUAAAGGAUAAAGAUGAAACAGAACCAGAUUCUGAAGAGGAGCAGACUUCCCAUGAAACAUCCGUGGUGUCAGAACAUAUGCCAGGGUCUGAGGAUGAUCAUGAAGAUGAGCCCAACUCUAAAGAAGAAUUAAUUGAGUUAAAAGAGGAAGAAGAGAUUCCUCACAGUGAACUGGACCUGGAAACCGUGCAAGCUGUGCAAUCUUUGACUCAAGAAGAAAGCAAUGAGCACGAGGGUGCCUACCAGGACUGUGAGGAGACGCUCGCAGCUUGUCAGACCCUGCAGAGUUACACCCAGGCUGAUGAAGACCCUCAGCUGUCGAUGGUUGAAGACUGCCAUCCUUCAGAACACAAUAGCCCAAUAUCUUCUGUUCAGUCUCAUCCCAGCCAGUCAGUCCGUUCAGUCAGCAGUCCCAACGUGCCUGCCCUUGAAAGUGGUUACACCCAGAUCAGCCCAGAACAAGGAUCCCUGUCCGCACCCUCUAUGCAGAACAUGGAGACCAGCCCCAUGAUGGAUGUGCCUUCCGUAUCAGACCACUCUCAGCAGGUGGUGGACAGUGGCUUCAGCGACCUGGGCAGCAUAGAGAGCACCACAGAGAACUAUGAGAACCCUAGCAGUUACGAUUCCACAAUGGGCGGCAGCAUUUGUGGGAAUAACUCUUCCCAGAGCAGCUGCUCCUAUGGUGGGCUGUCCUCCUCCAGCAGCCUCACCCAGAACAGUUGUGUCGUCACUCAGCAAAUGGCAAACAUGGGCAACAGCUGCAGCAUGAUGCCGCAGAACAGCGUCCAGCCUGCUGCCAACUGCAACAUCAAGUCACCUCAGAGUUGUGUGGUGGAGAGGCCUCCCAGCAACCAGCAGCCCCCGCCGCCACCACCGCAGCAGCCGCAGCCGCAGCCACAGCCCGCCCCGCAGCAGCCGCCGGCACCGCAGCCACCGCCCCAGCAGCCACCGCAGCCACAGCCGCCGCCGCCGCCACCUCAGUCCCAGCAGCCUCAGCCCCCGCCCCCACCCCAGCAGCAGCCGCCACUGUCACAGUGCAGUAUGAAUAACAGUUUCACUCCAGCGCCCAUGAUCAUGGAGAUCCCAGAAUCUGGAAGCACUGGGAACAUCAGCAUCUAUGAGAGGAUUCCAGGGGAUUUCGGUGCCGGCAGCUACUCUCAGCCAUCAGCCACCUUCAGUUUAGCCAAGCUGCAGCAGCUGACUAACACCAUUAUGGACCCUCAUGCCAUGCCUUAUAGCCAUUCUCCUGCCGUGACUUCCUAUGCAACCAGUGUUUCUUUGUCUAAUACAGGACUGGCUCAGCUAGCUCCAUCUCAUCCAUUAGCUGGGACCCCUCAAGCACAAGCCACCAUGACACCGCCCCCGAACUUGGCGUCCACCACCAUGAACCUCACAUCACCUCUGCUGCAGUGCAACAUGUCUGCUACCAACAUUGGCAUUCCUCACACUCAGAGGUUGCAAGGGCAAAUGCCAGUCAAGGGGCAUAUUUCCAUCCGCUCCAAAUCCGCACCGCUGCCCUCUGCGGCUGCUCACCAGCAGCAGCUGUAUGGCCGCAGCCCACCAGCGGUUGCCAUGCAAGCUGGCCCUCGUGCAUUGGCUGUUCAGCGCGGCAUGAACAUGGGGGUUAAUUUAAUGCCAACCCCUGCCUAUAAUGUCAAUUCCAUGAAUAUGAACACCUUGAAUGCCAUGAACAGCUAUCGAAUGACACAGCCUAUGAUGAACAGCAGUUACCAUAGUAACCCUGCCUACAUGAACCAGACAGCACAGUAUCCUAUGCAGAUGCAGAUGGGGAUGAUGGGGAGCCAGGCCUAUACCCAGCAGCCUAUGCAGCCAAACCCUCAUGGAAACAUGAUGUACACUGGCCCCUCCCAUCACAGCUACAUGAAUGCUGCUGGUGUGCCCAAGCAGUCACUCAAUGGACCUUACAUGAGAAGAUGAGCAAGCUGAACUUUCAAUUAAAAACUUAAAUAUAUAUAAAUAAAGGAACCUUUUAUACUGACAAACCAGAGAAAAAUGGACCUUUUUUUCCAGUUAAAAUAUUGCUGUAGAUUUAGAGGAAUUUUUCUUUGGUUUAUUUUACUUUUUAGAAAACCUGGUCUUCUCUUUUGGGGGUUCAUUUUGUUCUGGGUUUUGGUUUUCUUCACAAUCUUGAACAUUUUACAAUAGAACUCAUCUAAAAAUGGAUUUGGGGAUAGGGGAAACAUGCACAAAAAUCUUUUCAUAAUUAAAAAGAGCCUUACUUUCUUUACACGCCACAUGGACAGAAUUUGUGUAAAAGUGAAAUAUCUUUAUUUUAUUUUAAGAUGUAUGUUUCCCCUCACUGUUUGCAGCUCCCAAUGUUGUCAUUUUUAAAUGUUAUAUAUACAUCUCGAGGGUUAACCAGACCCUCUCCUCCAAACCCAACCUUUCAUUUCCUACUUCAUUCCAGCAGGAGGCACUUAUGGGAGACUCGGACGGGGACAUGGAGAACAACCCAAGCUCCUUAAACUUAUUAUUAUUGUUAAUAUUAUUAUUAUUAUUAUUAUUAAUAAAGUGAGGCAGGAAAAUGCUUCUCCUUUUAAAAUCCCCUCCACUCCCUACACACACACACCUCUUGAAACCUUUCCCCAAGAAUGUUUCUUUAUAGAUGGACUUCAUCGAAAUGUUUGUCUUUCUUAAAUCAAGUGUAAUAUAAUUUUUUUUUUUUACUGUUCCCACUCAGCACUCAGAGACACAAAAAUACUGUAAGUCUCAAUUAACAGCAGAAUCUCAGAGGAAAGCUGUUUGCAAUCCUAAUUUAGCCUUGGAGGAAUAGAGAUGAUCAGUUAACAAUCAAAAAGAGGAAACUAACCUCUUGUUUUUUACCACCUGGUGAAUCAGCCAUAACGCCCAUAUUCCAUGCAGCCUCUUGUUUUUAGUAUGUACGUUGAGAUGCUAAGGGUCUUGAUUUUUGAGCCUUUGACUCUGAUUAAACUCAAGCAAGAGUCCCCAGUGAUUAGCCUCUUACAUUCUUACACAGUGUUGGUGGAUGACUGUACAUGUCAGUGAUUUGAAAAUACCUGACAAACCUUUGACACUGUUUUAUGUUGGAAGAGAAGACACAAAAUUUGUGUCAUAAGGGAGAUCAUGGUGUGAGUUUUAUAGCUACUUAAAUGAUACAUACCUCUAGUCUUCAUUUGUCUUUUGAGACCCUGAGUUCACCCCCUGUGAAUCAGUGCACCAGCCCCUCUCCUGUGAGUGGCUAAAGAGAAGAGGGAUAAACCAACCACCAGCAUAGUAGGGCAAACCUGGACAGCAGGGUUUCAGCAGGCUCCUAUGUUGUUCCCAGUUCCACUCUCUUUUCUCUUAUGCAGCCAGUUUGCCCAUUCUCUUCCUGUUACUUGCUCCAGGGAUAGG
Hipposideros armiger (great roundleaf bat) is the source of this 7924-nucleotide messenger RNA. RefSeq names its product lysine acetyltransferase 6A (gene KAT6A). Gene Ontology annotation, biological process: nucleosome assembly; regulation of transcription by RNA polymerase II. Lineage: Eukaryota; Metazoa; Chordata; Mammalia; Chiroptera; Hipposideridae. Gene Ontology annotation, cellular component: nucleus; chromatin; MOZ/MORF histone acetyltransferase complex. The transcript has 18 exons. Gene Ontology annotation, molecular function: transcription coregulator activity; histone H3 acetyltransferase activity; DNA binding. Bases 401 to 6487 code for a protein of 2028 amino acids. The record is from RefSeq and is a predicted model, not a curated record.